CCAUCGCCACCUGACCAUCUCACUCAGCGCCACCAUGCUGGCCUCAGGGCUGCUGCUGGUGGCUUUGCUGGCCUGCCUGACCAUAAUGGUCGUGAUGUCCGUCUGGAAGCAGAGGAAGCUCUCGGGGAAGCUGCCCCCGGGGCCCACCCCACUGCCCUUCAUAGGGAACUACCUGCAGUUGAACACCGAGCAGAUGUACAACUCUCUCAUGAAGAUCAGUGAGCGUUAUGGCCAAGUGUUCACCGUGCACCUGGGAACCCGGAGGAUUGUGGUGCUGUGCGGCCAUGACGCUGUGAAGGAGGCCCUGGUGGACCAGGCUGAGGAAUUCAGCGGACGGGGAGAGCAGGCCACCUUCGAUUGGCUCUUCAAAGGCUAUGGCGUGGCAUUCAGCAAUGGCGAACGUGCCAAGCAGCUGAGGCGCUUCUCCAUCGCCACACUGCGGGACUUUGGCCUGGGCAAGCGCGGCAUCGAGGAACGCAUCCAGGAGGAGGCUGGCUACCUCAUCGAGGGUAUCCGGGACACAAAAGGUGCCUUCAUCGAUCCCACCUUCUUCCUGAGCCGAAGUGUCUCCAAUGUCAUCAGCUCCAUUGUCUUCGGGGACCGCUUCGACUAUGAGGACAAAGAGUUCCUGUCAUUGCUGCGUAUGAUGUUGGGAAGCUUCCAGUUCACAGCAACCUCCACCGGGCAGCUCUAUGAGAUGUUCUCCUCCGUGAUGAAGCACCUGCCAGGGCCCCAGCAACAGGCCUUUAAGGAGCUGCAGGGGCUGGAGGACUUCAUAGCCAAGAAGGUGGAGCGCAACCUGCACACGCUGGACCCCAACUCCCCCCGGGACUUCAUCGACUCCUUCCUCAUCCGCAUGAAGGAGGAAGAGAAGAACCCCAACACCGAGUUCUUUAUGAAGAACCUGGUGCUGACCACCCUGAACCUCUUCUUCGCGGGCACCGAGACUGUCAGCACCACCCUCCGCUAUGGCUUCCUGCUGCUUAUGAAGCAUCCAGAUGUGGAGGCCAAGAUCCAUGAGGAGAUUGACAGGGUGAUUGGCAAGAACCGUCAGCCCAAGUAUGAGGACCGAGCCAAGAUGCCCUACACGGAGGCAGUGAUCCAUGAGAUCCAAAGAUUUGGUGAUAUGAUCCCCAUGGGCCUGGCUCGCAGAGUCACCAAGGACACCAAGUUCCGGGACUUCAUCCUCCCCAAGGGCACAGAAGUGUUCCCUAUGCUGGGUUCCGUGCUGAGGGACCCCAACUUCUUCUCCAAACCCCGGGAGUUCUACCCCCGACACUUCCUGGAUGAGCGGGGGCAGUUUAAGAAGAGUGAUGCUUUCGUGCCCUUCUCCAUUGGAAAGCGAUACUGUUUCGGAGAAAGCCUGGCUAGAAUGGAGCUCUUCCUCUACCUCACCACCAUCUUGCAGAACUUCCACUUCAAGUUCCCGCGGCCACCCCAGGACAUCGACGUGUCCCCCAAACACGUGGGCUUUGCCACCAUCCCAAGAACCUACACCAUGAGCUUCCAGCCUCGCUAA
This is a messenger RNA of Talpa occidentalis (Iberian mole), 1519 nucleotides long. Its product is annotated as cytochrome P450 2A13. The record is from RefSeq and is a predicted model, not a curated record. Gene Ontology annotation, cellular component: intracellular membrane-bounded organelle; cytoplasm. Lineage: Eukaryota; Metazoa; Chordata; Mammalia; Eulipotyphla; Talpidae. The coding region runs from base 35 to 1519 and encodes 494 amino acids. The transcript is spliced from 9 exons. Gene Ontology annotation, biological process: xenobiotic metabolic process; coumarin metabolic process. Gene Ontology annotation, molecular function: heme binding; iron ion binding; oxidoreductase activity, acting on paired donors, with incorporation or reduction of molecular oxygen, reduced flavin or flavoprotein as one donor, and incorporation of one atom of oxygen.